This is a messenger RNA of Adelges cooleyi (spruce gall adelgid), 1304 nucleotides long. RefSeq lists its product as uncharacterized. Bases 3 to 1214 code for a protein of 403 amino acids. The transcript has 2 exons. NCBI's taxonomy places the organism in Eukaryota, Metazoa, Arthropoda, Insecta, Hemiptera, Adelgidae. The record is from RefSeq and is a predicted model, not a curated record.
AAAUGAACACGUAUUUAAUUUUUUUAUUUUUAAUCUUCGUGUCCAAAACCUACAGCUCGGUAAUUAUACCCUCGGCGCAUAAAUUUACACCGGAAGAAAUCACAAAAAUAUUAAACGACACGGAAACAACAUCCGACGGCAACCGUUGGGGUUAUAUUUUAAAUAGAAAUAUUUUAUUGGACGUGGACAAACAUCGAGCUCUGUACACUUACAUCGGCAUUGAAGACGACAGCGACAUAACACAAUUCAACGUGCUCGCCACGUUGCAGAAGUACAACGAAGACGGAGAUAGGAAUGACGAGGUACGUUUGGACGUUGCACGCGGAUUGAUCAAAGACGCCAUCGCCUGUACCGGAUUGACGAAAACCAACUUGUUUACAUUGUUAGUUAUCAACGACUUAAUGACUCACUUGAAACGUUUAGUCGACACAAACAACCCGACAGCGACGUCCGGUAACGCCGUGUGCUGCGAUAACGUCUACGGCGAACACCGUUUGAAUUUCAAUAUAAAAUCGGAAAAGAACAAAAUCGAACUCAGGGGAAUGGGCAAAUCGGGGGAGACCAAAAUAUUACAAGCGGAUCCUGCGUGGCAAAAUUUCAUACGAAACGUAGCGGCCGUAGAUAUUGAUUACCGCAUUAAUGUAAGCGCGUUUAAUUCGUAUUUGAAUCCUCUUGGGACGGCCAUCGCGCCUUCCGUCGUGGACAUGUACGAGAUUGUCUAUAUUCUAGUUAAUGCGUUUACAACUACCGAAGAGAAGUUGGCAAAAACGUGCGUGGCUCACCAUAAUAAAUACGGUAAGGCAUAUGAAUCUUUAGCAGAAGAACUCGGUGAAGAAUUCGUCAAAUUCACGAAGGACUUGGAUGAAAAUGAAGAUUCUAAUUUGGAUGCUGACGUGGACAAAUUGUACGAUAUGCUCUUGUUCUUUACGCCGGAAAACAUUCAUCGUGACGCCCCGUAUGCAUUACGACAAGUUCAUUUUACAGACGGAAAUACAAUGGUUGCUAUGGAAUUAUGUGACCAAGACGAAGAAGAAGAAAAUAGCCUAUUAGCGAAUACAACGUUCCGGAAAUUAUCGUUCACCACCUCAUUUGAAAAUGAGUCCGACGGUGAUGAUUCUGGAGAUGAAGAUUCUGACAAAGAAGAACAUAAAAAAGCCCCAGUUUAUUAUCAUUUUAAAGAUACAAUCAACGUUAUUUUAUCAAAAAAUGAAUAGUAAGGCAUUUGCGUUUAAAUAUUUGUAAUAAUAGUUAACAAUCUACAAUAGUCAACAAUAAGUCAUAUUAUUAUCUAAUAAUAUAUAAUA